Molecule: messenger RNA, 3535 nt
Organism: Chenopodium quinoa (quinoa)
Lineage: Eukaryota; Viridiplantae; Streptophyta; Magnoliopsida; Caryophyllales; Amaranthaceae
Product: VQ motif-containing protein 9-like
Exons: 2
Coding region: 755-1597 (280 amino acids)
Source: RefSeq, a predicted model, not a curated record
GUAACUUUUACACUAUUUAUAUACUUUACUUUGACUAAUUUUGUUAAAUUAUGAUUAAGAAAAAUAAAUAAAUUUGGAAUCGCGUUAGAUUUGUCCCACUUAAUAGUUAUGGUUUUGAUUGUAAAAGUUUUUUAUUUUUAUUUUUAUUUUUUAUUUUUUAUAACCAAAUAGGAGUAGUUUCAAUAAGGGGUGGAGUAUAUAUUACUUCGUAUAAACAUUGACUGAAUGAGUAAUCAUUACACACAGCUACAACCGUACAAAGUCUAACCAGUUCACAAUAUAGUUACGACAUUUGACACCAUGCCACAUCAAAUCAAAAUCGAGCACCUUUAAAUCAAUUUAGUACUCCAACAACGUCAGUCGCCAGAUUACAUAAAUAAAAUUCAAUUCCAGAAUUCACAAGUAACAAAAUAGAAGAAAAAAAAAAACAAUCAAAUUUAAAUUAACAUACAUACAAAUGUACAAUAACCUAAUCACAAAGUGCAUCAUAAUAGACGAUUAGGAUUUAGGAGUAGUGUUAGUAAGUGGUAGAGUAUAAAUUAUAGACAAAGACUCCCAAGACUAAUCGUUUGGCUAUAAAGAACGCUCACAUCUCAUCUGCUGUCCCUACGCCACCGACCUCUCAAUCCCCAAAAUCUUCUGCAAAUGAUAACAACUCUCCCUCUUUCUCUCUCUAACACACUCUUACAAACCUCACACCUUCCUCCUUUCUUACCCGUUUUCUUUUCUCAACUAUCAAUCAUCUCCUUCUUCCAUGGAUAACACUAAACACAAUCACAAUGAUAACAACAACAUUAACAAUAAUUACACCAAUAAUAAUAAUAAUAAUAAUAAUAAUAAUAAUACCUCUCAUUUCUCUUCCGAUUCCUCCGCCGCCGCAGAAACCACCAUCUCCGCCGGAAACAACAACAAUAGAGACCAGUUUCUAAGACAUCUCAACAAACUAUCACACAAGAUCUCUAAACCCAGUUCCCUAAACCUCCCACCUUCCAACCUAGCAAGUUCCGGUUCCAAUUCCAAUGCUUCAACGUUCAGAAAACCACCCAAUGAACCGCCGCUACCACCCCCAGUUCACCCACCACAACAACAACCCCCAGUUUACAACAUCAACAAAAGCGAUUUCCGUGAUGUUGUUCAAAAACUCACCGGCUCACCAGCUCACGCGGCGGCUCCGGCGCCGCCGCCGCCGAUUCACGCGCCCAAGCCGGCUUCUUCCCGGCUCCAGAGAAUCCGACCGCCGCCAUUAGCGCAGCUUAGUCCUCGUCCUCCUUCGAUGCUGGGUUGUGGGGUCAACCCUCAUUCUCCUCUUCCACCACUGCCGACGUGCCACGCGGCAGCUGAGAGUCCGAUCUCGGCGUACAUGAGGUUUCUUCAUAGCUCCGUUGAUUCCUCCUUUAAUCGGACGGGUCAGAUGUUGCCACCUCCUUCUCCGCCGUCGACGGAUUUUUCGACGGCUCUUCCUCCUUUUGGGUUUUUGCCGUCGCCAAAGUCGCCGUUCCCUUUUGUUCCGCCGAAUAUGAUGUUUUCUCCGACGGGAAAUAGUCCGUUAGGGUUUCCAAUUUCGCCGACUGUUCCUGGAGUUCCUAGCCCUAAAUGAGAGGAAGAAGGCAAAGAACAUGGUUUCACGCUUCAGGAGACGAUGAACAUGUAGGUCUAGGAGUCAUAUUGCAUUAUAGUAUUGAUUUAAGGUAGGUUGUUUAUGGUAAAAAAAAAAAAACUCAUGGGUAACAGGUUUCUGCCUUUUCUGGGGCAUGUGCAGUCUUAAUUGUAACUAGAAACAAAGUCAGCAAUCAGUGAUGAUAUACUUGUAUAAUGCCACUAUCUUACAUGUUUUGAUAGGUUCAUCCAUGUGUUAAACUGUUUUUUUAUUACCGUAUUUCGCUGUAUGGUUAUUUAAAUUUAUUAUCAGAAGAUUGAUUGGCGUUGCUCGUAAUCUUUCUUGCAUACGACGUAUCUUGUUGAAGUUUUCUUUUCACCAUCAUCUAUUUUUUCCCCUUUGCACGUAUUCUUUCGUGAUCCUAGAUGGCAACCCAUAUGAUCCGGAAAUUUGUUUAUGUGAUAGUGCCAUACUGCCAUGUUUAAUUGUUUAUAGCGUUGGAUUGACUUGGUAAUACUAUCAUAUUUGUGUCAAAUUGGAGUUAUUAUAUUCAAAAUUAUUUGCUUCUUAUUGCAAGGGAUGAGUUGCAUGUAAACUCCAUGUUGUAUCAUGUUGAAACAUUUGUUACUGAGCCUUUUUGUUCAAAUGAGGCAAUCGUAGAGGGAUGGCAUAAGUCAGAGUAGUUGCUAGUCUAGCUACCCAUGUAGUGUUAUUUAUUACAGAGAAAAGUAGUAGUUUCUGGACGUUACAAAGGUGUUCUUGAUAAUGCAAUAUGUGGUAAAAUAAAAAUAAUUGGCUUAAAAAGUUUCUCCUGUUUUGGUCUAUGCUAUAAUUGCUAGAUUUGGAAAUCAGUCAAAGAACACUUUGUAAAGAGGAAAAGGUGGGAUUAGAAAAGAAAUAAAGGAAAGAAAUCAGCAGGGCACUGUGCUUCUUUGGUGCUUUGUGAGCUAACUCUUACCAAUUUGCUCUGUAAAAGUGUUGGUUUUCAUGGUUUUUGGUGAAGUUUUUUAUGUUUUUUGGUGAAGUGGGAAUCCUUGCUUUGGCCCCCUUUGUUUUGCUUUACGGAGGCCAAUCUUUUGGGAAAUGAGCUUGAUAACGCUCUACUUUGCUCACCCAUCAUAGGCCAAUACUCACUACAUCCACCAUCAAAAGCAAAUACAAUGAACUGGUGAGAAAGAAAAUUAAUAUCGGCAAAACUGAUUUGUAUUUGAUUAUCGGACAUAUACGAGUAUUUAUUUGUGUAUUACGCCCAAGCAUUGAGUUGAAUUAAACAAGAUUUUAUUUGAUAUUCCCUUCCGAAUAACUAACAUGCAUGAUAAUAAGAUAAUUAUUACGAGCAUAUCCAAUUUGAUAUAUGUACAAAAUUAGAGAGUCUAUUAUGUUCACCCGGGUGUUCUGUUCACUCGGAGUCAUUUGAUCAUUCAAUCAACAAACAAGUGAUUAAAUGAGCAAAUGACAUCGAGUGUAUACAACAAAUUCUAACAAAAUUAUCCUAUCUUGCAGAUGUAAUAAAAAACAAAUUGAUUAGAUUUCAAUCCAAUUCAAAUGAUCUAUGGAAAACAUCUUUUGUUUGUUAUUGUAAUUUUUUUUGUUAAGUUCCAUUAAGUCUAUGUCUGUUAUUGACACAAUAUUUUCCUUUCACCUUUAUUUGUUAAUAAUAGUAGUAUAAGAAAUAUCGUAGUAGUAUUUCCUUUCACAUGAGUGGGUGAAUGUUGUUAAUGUUGCUUUAAAAUGUCGUUAUCCUAGUGUUGAGGAUUGAAGGGGAAUGAGAGGCCCACUCCAAGACUAGCGCACACAAGUUGGGCGAGUCUAAAGGCUUUUUCCUUGUAAAAGUGAUGUUUUGAAUUUUAAGCUUUCAUCCGUCCAUUAACCUUCUAAUUAAUAUGCUCUUUGCAUAUGUGAUAAGAUGGGAGAAAUGAUCUUGUCAAAAAAAAAAAA